Molecule: messenger RNA, 528 nt
Organism: Adineta steineri
Lineage: Eukaryota; Metazoa; Rotifera; Eurotatoria; Adinetida; Adinetidae
Source: the annotation of a GenBank genome assembly
AUGCGAGCCUUAUAUGUUUUUUCUUUACUGAUUAUCGGUGCUGCUGGUGAAUGCAGUUCUGGUCAAACACAAAUCAAUGAAGGAACACGUACAUGUUGUUAUUACGAUACAAAAGGUAUUCCAACUAUUGGUGUUGGCUUUAAUUUACAACGUUCGGAUGCUACUAGCGUUAUGGCUAAAUACAAAUUGAAAUUAACUGAUGUUCUUGCAGACUGUCAAAAGUCAACAAAGAAUGCAUGUCUUACUACAGCUCAAGCAACGGAUAUUUUUAACAACGGUAACUAUCCAGAGGCUAGUAGUUGUGCUUCAACAUAUGCUCCAGGAAUGCCAACAAGUGUUCAUGCAGCUUUGACUGAUAUUGCAUUCGCAGGAUGUGGUACACUCAAUCAAUUCGUUAAAAUGAAAGCAGCAUUAGUUGCAAAACAAUGGAAAACAGCUAGUGAUGAGUUAAAAAGUUCUAAAUGGUGUACAGAUGUGAAAUCAACCCGAUGUGGACUUGAUGUAGCUUGUAUUGCAUCUGGAAAAUAA